UAUAUGAGACGCGUCGCGGCGAGAUCGGCAGUUGUUUGUGGCUGGCGCGCACGGUCGGUCGCGGGUGUAUAGUACAGGAUACAGUGAUGAAGUGGUUGGUUCUGUCGUGUUUUCUACUGUGGGCGAGGCAUGGGGAAGGGGGUGCCCUCAAAUGUUUACCAGAAGACGAUGCGUGCUCUUCGCAACUAUCACAAGAAGUAGAACAACAAGAAAUCGAUAUCCGCCGGCCGAGUUCAACCGACGCGCCUGCCGAGUGCCUAUCAGGCAGCGAAUGGGACAGCAACUGCCACAAAUGCCGCUGCGUGGCGGGCGAGGCGCAGUGCGUACGGCAGUCCGGGUGCGAUUCUAUCGAGGAGCCGAUCCGCUGCAAACCUAACACUACGUUCGGGCGCGACUGCAAUACGUGCCGCUGCCUGGAGAACGGACUGGGUAUUUGCACUAUCAUGGAAUGUGCGAGUGUAACUACAGAAGCAGUACCGUCGAAGCCGAUUAUACCUAAGGGCGUAGACUGCGCUCCCGGGACAACUUGGCAGAGCCAAUGUAACGAGUGCGUCUGCUCUCCAGAGGGCCGGCGGUACUGCACGGACAAGGCUUGUCCUGGACAGCAGACAGAAGCACUCCUGCGCUGCGCGCCGCAGAGCCAGUGGAAGAACGACUGCAACAUGUGCUGGUGCAACUCCGGCCGCGCCAUGUGCACGAAGAUGGGCUGCGUGGCCCUUCCUAGUGACAUGCAUUUCGACGACAGAAAAGGCGAUGCUGAAACAGCAGAAAUCCCAGAACCGGCCACAAAAGCCGUCAAAAACGUCACAAAAAAGGUGUGUGUGGAGAACCGAAUGUUCAUAAUGAACUGCAACACUUGCUGGUGCAACGAGGACGGGACCAGUUACUUUUGCACGCGCAAAGUGUGCUUGUCCAACACAGAUGAGCCGGUCGUUGAAGAGGGAACCGAGAAACUCCGGAUCAUAAAGAAAGAAUGCCGUCCAGGCGAAGUGUUCGAGAUCGAGUGUAACAUGUGUCACUGCAACCCCGAUGGGAAGACGUUCUCUUGCACGCGUCGGGCUUGCUUCGACGAGGACAAGAAUCAGACGCUAAUCAGAAAGACCAGAGCAACUCCGCAGGAGGCGCCAAAGAACUGCCAGCCGGGCCAGGAGUUCCGCAUGGAUUGCAACAAGUGUCUCUGCGACAACGAGGGGCAGAACUUCUCGUGCACCCGCAUCGACUGUUUGGCGCUCAACAACAACAACAACAAUGGAAAUAGGAGAAAGAGAGACGUAUCGCAGAAAGUGUCAGCGGACUGCGUGCCGGGCAGCGUGUUCGAGCAGGGCUGCAACGUGUGCCGCUGCACCGAGGACGGCGGCCACGCCACCUGCACGCUCAAGCGUUGCCAGACAAAGGAGGACUCCACGCUCACCGCGACCGAGUCAAGCUUCCGCUGCAACCCCGGCGAGCAGUUCAAGCAGUCCUGUAACGACUGCAGUUGCUCCGCCGACGGCAAGAGCGUUUUCUGCACGCUGCUCGUCUGCGAUGACGACCUCUCGCCCUAAUAGUAUUACUGUAGUGUGUAUGCCCCUUUUGAACGCCAGCGACGUCAUAUCACGACAACUGACGCCACGAUCAUUUUUACGUCAAUUAAUUAUGUGAAACAAAUGACUGGACAGUGUUUCUAUACUUUUAUUGUUGUCUUAUUCCUGUGUCUUGAUUUUAAGUGUAAAUCUAAGAAUAUCAUUUCUAGCGUGAAUGUGUUUGGCGUUCAGAUGAUUAAAUUUACCUACACCGAAUUCCUAUAAAUGCAUGUUGAUUUCCAGCAAAUAUGUAGAAAUAAAGCAAGAAUUGACCGGUACUAUAUUGUGCCAAUGCGAAUUAAUAAAAAUUGACUUUCCUAUGUACGGAUCGUGGAUUUUUUUCUAUUAAUUUACAGCCCAUAAGUGUAGUGUAUUUUAACACUAUUGUUAUAAUUAUCCGUUUGAAAACAAUUUAAUACAAUAAUUAUAAUUGUUUUUUAAUUAUUUAACAUUUAUUUUCAACACGUCAAUUCACAUCUCUUUACCCCUUUGAUCGCCAAAGACGUUAUGGAAAGCUAAACAAAAACACCAAGACGUCAUUUGACGUCAAAUUACUUGCGCUUUUGCGAUCAAAAGUUAAAAGCUGACUACGUAAAAUGAUGAAGAGGACAUUGUUGUAAAUGAAUCUUGUAUCCUCGUCAGUAGAAUGUUAUUCAUUCAUAUAACUAACCCCCAUGUUUCUAUAUACCUAUUAACUAGUAAGUACUUAUCUAAUAAAGGUACGUCUGACACUGCAGCUCUUUAGUUAACAUUUGUUUUGUUUUAAUUUAACUAUUGUAAUUGAACUGUGUUACACAUAUAAGUAGUGAUUUAUAAGUGAUUUUAGAGGUUAUUUCUGAAAUAUUUACUACAUAGGUAGAAUGUCUAGAAUCGGUAUUUCGGUAACCAACUUAAGUCAGUAUUAAUGAUUAAUUGACGUCCUUUGUUUCGUAAUAACCGAUUCUGUUAAUGUGUGCAUGUAUCAUUAUAUUCAUUAAUGUGAUUAUAUACCAAACCGCCAAUAAUCCCUUUAUCGCUAUUGGACAUAUGCAAAAAUGCCACUCAUACGCCAACCUUGGUACCUAGACGAGUUAAUACAAACCUUACUCCAGCAACAAGGGUUAUUUCAUACCGGAUACCGCGCUCAGUCGUUCUUGGCGUUGUGAUUACAAUCCAACUAUAAACCUUUUAUACGCCAUAUGUUACUCCUUACGUAUGCUGCAUACUGGUUGUGCAUGAAUUACAUUUUCAAAUAUGUCUGAAAGUUGCUAAAGAGUUACUCCGUAGUAGAACGUUAUGUAAAGACCUGGAUUGAGAAUGAAUACGAAAUAAAUUGAUCUUAAUAAAUACAUUUAUCUCCUUAUACUCCUUAAUAUGUAGGCAUGAAUGUUUUUGUUCUAGCUGUGCCGAGACAGAAUUACUCAAUCAGUCUGAAUUAGUUAACAAACACACAUUAUAAUACAUAAAUAUAUCAGAUUUUUAUUCCAUUAAUAUAAAAAAACACUUUCUAUGUGAGAAAUGUACCAUUUUUAAUAUUUUACCCGCCAAAUACGUUAUAUCACGUCUACGGCAUAUUACGGUUCAAACGCCACGACAUUUGAUACUAUAAUUUCACGUUAUAUACCUACCAAUCAAGCUCUGUAAUACAUAACUCGGUAUACAUGUUCCUGCUUUUUAUAUUAGGUAUUGUAAAUGAGUUACUGUAUAGGUAUAGACGAGGAGUUUCUAAACUACGGGCCGCGGGUCUGAUACAGCCUCUAUCGCUCGAAUAUGCAAAAGCGAUAAGGAGACAUAUAAGUAUAACGAUAUUUCGAUGUUCGCUGCAGAUUCUGCUAAUAUAUCCCGCGAAAAGAAAGCGGAGGCGUGGCCCAAGGGUCAAAAAGUUUUGAAGAACUCUGGUUUAAACCUACCUAUGCUAGUACCUAAUUUUGUAUCAAUUCAUUCGAUAUCUGUGGUCUUAUAAAAGGUGGUAAAUUCGUUUUAUAAGCGGCUGACUUUGUACAAUUCGUACCCAAUAUGUAUUAGAAUAAUUACCAUAAUACUUAAGUUUUGAAUCGCUAGGAAAUAAAAGUUUUCAAUUCAC
Molecule: messenger RNA, 3624 nt
Organism: Cydia strobilella
Lineage: Eukaryota; Metazoa; Arthropoda; Insecta; Lepidoptera; Tortricidae
Product: kielin/chordin-like protein
Exons: 13
Coding region: 87-1544 (485 amino acids)
Molecular function (GO): peptidase inhibitor activity
Source: RefSeq, a predicted model, not a curated record